AGAACAAUCAACUUUUAAAUAAUUGUUUCAAAAUCGCCUUCGAUUCCCGAAUUCCAUUUCUCCACUGACGCCAUCCAAUUCAAGUCUUGUUGGCUACUUCGCGAAUGGAAAUUUGUACAUUGCCAAUGUCAUCAGCCAUCCGCUAGAAGUGGGAGGAAAGUAGGAAACGCCCAUCUGCGACUCCAUUUAUGAUCUGAGCGACGAGCAGAAGCUGCGAGAGGUGACAUAUUUCACCGAAUACUCUUGUUUUUCUACAUUUCUCCAAAGGUUUGGUGGCAAUUACUUAUUGCAUUCGUAAGAACAGUGAAAUUUCUUGCGUUUCGUACUGGUAAAUCCCGACGAGUAAGUUUUCUCUUGUAUUAUUGCUGUUAUUUGCUAAUCCCAGUAAUAAUUUCGCGGAAGUGGAUUGUGUUUUCAUUUAAUUUAAUUAAGGCACCGAUCGUUUGAUUUAAUUUGGUGAAAAUGCUCAUUUUUCCGGAUUAGAGUCAAGCUGGAUUUCGUCUUCCUGAACUUCCAUGUCUUUUGAGGUCUCACCAUGAUUAUCAUGAGUUAUUGAAGUUUCUGGUUGUUUUUCCGGUUAGGAUUGCCUUUCACAUUAUCGCUUCGAUAUAACUGUUUCUUUGCUUCAAUGGUCUUAUUUAAGCGUUUUCAUAUUUUUAUGUGCAAAAUGAUUAUUCUCUUGUUGACUUACUGGAUUGGCAGGUUUUUUAAAAUCCCAAGGGCAGUUUGAAGAAUGGUCUGUAAAUUCUCCACAAAGUUUUUGAAUAUUUGUGUCGCCUCAUAUUGUAAAUCUCGGCAAAUGCAGAAAGCUGAAGCUGUCAUAAUAGAUGGUAUACGUUUAGGAGUUCUCCCGGAUGUAGUGACUUACAAUACGUUGCUUGAUGGAUAUUGUCGGUUUAUCGGCAUGGAUGCGGCUUAUUCUGUUAUUUAUAGAAUGAGAGAAGCUGGUAUAAGCCCAGAUGUCAUUACUUACAAUUCUUUGAUAGCUGGGGCAACCAGGAAUUGCUCAUUGGAACAGUCCCUUGAUCUGUUCGAAGAAAUGCUUCAAUCAGGUAUCACUCCUGAUAUAUGGAGUUACAACACUUUGAUGCAUUGUUUCUUCAGAUUAGGAAAGCCGGACGAAGCCAAUAGAGUUUUCAAGGAUAUUAUACUUAAAGACCUCUCUCCUCAUCCGGUUACGUUUAAUACAAUGAUUAAUGGCCUUUGUAAAUAUGGAUAUACAAGCAAUGCCAUAAUGUUGUUCAGAAAUUUACAACGCCAUGGAUUUGUUCCUCAAUUAGUUACAUAUAAUAUUCUUAUUAAUGGUCUUUGCAAGGUGGGUAGGUUGAAGGCUGCUAGAAGGAUGCUCAAUGAGGCCAGGGAUUCGGGUCUUGAGCCUGAUGCUAUAACAUACACUACAUUAAUGAAAAGCUGCCUUAGAUCUAGGCAAUAUAAACAUGGAUUUGAGAUUUUCUUUGAGAUGAAGAACAAAGGAUAUGCUUUUGAUGGCUUUGCUUACUGCACGGUUAUUGGUGCUUUUUUAAAGUUGGGUAGGUUCGAAGAGGCAAAUGUUUGCAUGGAACAAAUGAUAAGGAAUCGCAUGGGGAUUGAUUUAGUUUUUUAUAACACAUUUAUUCAUUUGUACUGUAAAGAGGGUAAGUUGGAUGCAGCAUAUAAGUUGUUGGAUGAGAUUGAGUCACGGGGACUAGAAUUUGACAACUACACACAUACUAUAAUAACUGAUGGGCUGUGCCGGGCUGGCAAUAUUGAUGGGGCCCGGCGACAUUUGAAUUACAUGUAUACAACAGGCUUAGCUUCAAACUUGGUACCCUUAAAUUGUCUAAUUGACCGGUUGUGUAAGGCUGGACAAAUUGACCAUGCAAUGAAAUUGUUUGAAUCAAUGGAAACAAGGGAUUCUUUUACCUACACCUCUUUGGUGCACAAUCUUUGCAAGGCGAGGAGAUUCCGUUGUGCAUCAAAGUUAUUGCUUUCGUGUAUAAGAGGUGGCAUGAAAGUUCUUAAGUCCACACAACGAGCAGUUAUUGAUGGUCUUUGUUCUUCAGGAUUUACAAGUGAAGCGAGGAAGCUUAAAUCAAAGUUACAUCUGGCUCGGCUCUUUCAUUGACUGCCUGAAUUUGAAUGCUAUACCAGAUCCAAAAAUGGCUUUAACUUUGGAAACCAAAUGAUUUGGUUCAAGGGUAAUGCAAGCAUCAAGUGCCAUUAGUUCGCCCUUCAGCUGCAUGCUUCACUGUUAAGAUAUUUAACUUUAACACUACGAAUGUUUUGAAGAUCUCAGGACAUUGAUUGGCUAUCACCGAAAAUGGUAUCAUGGAAACUGAGUUAUGUAUUUGAAAAUUAUAUGGGAUGUGUUUGAUUGGUGGACUCUGCCUUUAUCAAACAAUUAAACUGAUGCAGUUUCUGGAAGGGCAUGUCGGUCCUGUUGACCUUGUUCAAAGCUGACUACAAGUCCUUAGUUGCUUUGGUUGGACAUCCAGGUUUAUUUUAUCACAUCAUACUGCAAAAAUUUCAGCAUGUUCUUGAGAGUGGUUUGUGGAUAAUCUUAUGGCCUCCAGCUCCUCUUACAAAUUCAGAUUGAGAACUUUUCUGUUUACGCACAUGUCCUCAGUAGCAUGGGUCAGGCACUUCAUUUCUGGUUUAUUUGAUGAUGGGAUGUCCGAGAAAAGUCAUCACUCAUCAUCCAAAGAAAUCUAGACGAAAGAACCAUGGGAGGAGGAAGGCUAGAACUGUGCAUGUUAAUAAGAAAUUACAGAAGCGCUGCCCCCAGCAACAUGAUAGUGAAUCGUCGCUGUCCAAGGACACUGUGGAGACUGUUGAGCUUGCUACCAACCUCCUUUCAUUCCGCUGUAUCAUGAAACCGCCGCUCCUGAUUCCCCUUACGUUUGUUGCAGUCUGACCACAGAUUUCACACUGUCUAUCAUGAGAAAGGGAUGAAAUUGGAUUGGAGUUGAAGUCAUCAUAAACUGUUGUGAGAAUGGUGAAGAGAGAAGAAGAUAUAGAUCAUAGAAAUUUUACCUGUUGCCUCUAUGCAUAAACCAAAUCUCAGCACAGUCACGGUGGGAAAUUCCGAGCUCAUCUUUGCAGCGACAUCCGAGUUGUAUGAGAUCUGAAGCUAUUGACUGAUGUUCAGAACUCAAAUGGCAUAUCCUGCAAACUUUUUCUUCACUAGAAUCUUCACCAUCCACUGACUCACCACUGCUUUUUAUAUCAAUGAUGCAGUUAUGGUGGCUCUCUUUCGAUUCCUCUCCAUGCCUCUUGCCAGCCUCAUUCUCAUUGUGGUUCUGCACCACCCCUCCGGUUACUUCUUUUGCUUCUUGAGGUCUCGGUGGCAAUGCAAGAACUGUCACAGAUUCAUCUCGAUUUGGUGUCCCGCUUGAUCCUUCAUCUUGUUUGAUCAUAUCGAUGUUUCGUCUCGAAGAACGAGUUUACAUUUCAGAGGCAGGCAUCCCAGAAUUUCGAGACACCAUACUACUGAAGCAAAACGGUGACAGGUGGAUGAACUUCCCGGAAUUAAAGAAGGAAACCCAAGGCUGUUACAAAUGCUUCAGUCUGCUCCAGGUUGCAAAAUUCAGCAGCAUCCCAUGAAUUUCAGCUCGGUUCUAAAGAAACAAGUACGAAAUGAAUGACACAAAGUUGUCAGAAUAAAUGGGCGAGAAUCCGAGAGA
Messenger RNA from Momordica charantia (bitter melon), 3662 nucleotides. RefSeq names its product Pentatricopeptide repeat (PPR-like) superfamily protein. The record is from RefSeq and is a predicted model, not a curated record. NCBI's taxonomy places the organism in Eukaryota, Viridiplantae, Streptophyta, Magnoliopsida, Cucurbitales, Cucurbitaceae. Gene Ontology annotation, cellular component: mitochondrion. Gene Ontology annotation, biological process: mitochondrion organization; RNA processing. Gene Ontology annotation, molecular function: protein binding; mRNA binding.